CUCCCCCCACAAUGAGAAGAAAACCCAACAACUCCUCACUCGACACCUGGGCACCCCCACCGUCAUGUCACUAUCUAUUAAACCAUCGUCUCAUCUCAUGAUUCUCAUCGGUAGCAGCAGCGUAGCACUAUUCCAUUCCCUUCAUGCUGGUUAGCUUCUCCCCCUUGUUCGAUGCCUCCGGAUCCCUAACGCUUGCUUCUCCCAUGCCACUCCACUCCCACCUCCUCCUUCUCCUGCUGGCUCUCUCCACGUCGGUGGUUGCUGGCUCUGUCUCCUCCUCCCCCUCGGUUUGUGCCGGCGGCGGUGGCGGUGGCGGCGACGCGGCCAUCGUCGCGGCGGCGUUCCGGGGCGUGCGCAACUUCCAGCUGCCUCCAUGCGGGGCUGUGCGGGAGCUGCGGCUCCCGUCGCGGAACCUCACGGGCGCCGUGGCGUGGGCGGCGCUCGCCAACCUGUCGGGCCUCGCCGUGCUCGACCUGUCCGGGAACGCGCUCCAGGGCGCCAUCCCCGGGGGGUUCUGGCGCGCGCCGUCGCUCCGGCACGUCGAUGUCUCCGGGAACCAGCUGGGUGGGGCUCUCCGGGUGGUGGAGGCUAGCCCGCGGCUCGAGUCGCUCAACGUGUCCGGCAACCGGUUCACCGGCGUCGCUGGGGCGGAGGCGCUCGCCGGGCUCCGCGUCCUCGACGUGUCGGCGAACAGGAUCCGGGCGGUGCCGCAGGGGCUGAGGCGGCUGGCGCGGGUGAACCGGCUCGACCUGUCGCGGAACGCGAUGCAGGGGAGGUUCCCCGGCGACCUCCCGCCGCUCGCCGGGCUCCGUUUCUUGAACGUCUCGUACAACAACUUCUCCGGCGUGGUGGACGGCGGCGCCGUCAAGAAGUUCGGGCAUUCUGCUUUCGUCCACUCCGGAAACACUUCGCUGGUGUUCUCCGAGAACUCGACGGCGCGGCGGCCUCCACCGCCGCCUUCGCCGCCGCCAUCGCAUCCACAUAGAAGUGGCGGAAAGAAUGAUACCGCGACGCCGGCGAGGAGGACGCGGACGAGGAGCAGGAGGAAGCAUUUGAGCGUCGUCACGGUUGCGGUGGUGUGCGGGGUGGUGUCCGUGGCCAUGCUGCUCUGUCUCGUCGGGUGCGUGGCGUGCGGGGUGCUGCGUUGCCGCAAGAACAGGGGGAAGGAGGCGGAGGAGGAGAAGAGGAAGGCGCAUUGGGGCGGGAAGGACGAGGAGGAGGUGGUGGCCGUGGCGGCGGCGGCGGCGAAGGGGGGUUCUGCUGCGCCGGUGGUGCUGUUCGAGCGGCCGCUGAUGGAGCUCACGCUGGCCGACCUGGCCGAGGCCACGUCCGGGUUCGGGCGCGAGUCGCAGCUCGCGGAGCGCGGCGGCCGCAGCGGCGCCGCGUACCGCGCCGUGCUCCCGGGCGACAUGCACGUCGUCGUCCGCGUCGUGGACGGCGCCAUGGCCGUCGGCGAGGACGACGACCCCGCGACCGCGGCGACCGCGUUCCGCGACCUCGCACGUCUCCGGCACCCCAAUAUUCUCCCGCUCCUUGGCUACUGCAUUGCAGGGAAGGAGAAGCUCCUGCUGUACGAGUACAUGGAGAAAGGCGACCUCCACCGGUGGCUGCACGAGCUUCCAGCAGGGCGGCCCGACAUGGAGGACGACACCGGCGGUGACAUCUGGGAGGUGGCGGAGGACAAGCGGUCCAUCUCCGACUGGCCGACCCGGCACCGCAUCGCGCUAGGGAUCGCCCGAGGGCUCGCGUUCCUGCACCAAGGGUGGGCAGGGUCGGGUCGGCCGGUCGUGCACGGUCAUCUGGUCCCAACCAACAUCCUCCUCGGCGAAGACCUAGAGCCUCGGAUAUCCGACUUCGGCCACCCUAGCGACACGACGCCAGAGGGGGAUGUGUACAGCUUCGGCGUGCUGGUGCUCGAGCUCAUAACCGGCCAAGCCGGCUGGGACGAAGCGUCAGUUAGCUGGGCGCGGGGGAUCAUCCGCGACCAGAAGGGUCUAGACAUCGUGGACCCGAGAGUGCGGGACGAGGCGGGCGGCGGGCCGGAGACGUCGACGGUGGAGCGGGAGAUGGUGGAGUGCCUGCGGGUGGGGUACCUCUGCACCGCGCAGUCGCCGGAGAAGAGGCCGACGAUGCAGCAGGUGGUGGGGGUGCUCAAGGACAUCCGGGUGGCACCUGCCAGCAGCUCAUCCACUUGACGGUGGUGGAGCAGCGCCAUCGUGUGUGUCCGUCGCAAUUGGGACCCGCCGUCGCCUGAGAAGAGAUCCCAGUGUGGCAGCCUUUCCUGAUCUGGUAGACAAGCCUUGGUGGUCGGUAGUAGAAACACAUGUGCAUGUAACAAUUUUUUCUCGCCGGUAAAACAGUUGGUUUCAGAGCCCCUUGUCUCUCUUGUUUUUACUUUGGUGGAUUUAUUGCGUUGGGCAGGAACAUCAACAGUUUUGGUACUGUAUUUAAUUGCAAGCCGCCAUGAGGCAUACAGUAUAUAUACAUGGUUCCCUUCCCUCCAAUUAAUCACAAAAGUUUACACCAUUCAAUGGAGAA
This is a messenger RNA of Oryza sativa Japonica Group (Japanese rice), 2538 nucleotides long. RefSeq names its product calmodulin-binding receptor kinase CaMRLK. Gene Ontology annotation, molecular function: protein binding; ATP binding; protein kinase activity. The record is from RefSeq and is a predicted model, not a curated record. Gene Ontology annotation, biological process: protein phosphorylation. Lineage: Eukaryota; Viridiplantae; Streptophyta; Magnoliopsida; Poales; Poaceae.